UUUGCAUGUGCAACAAGUGAAUUCAUUAUUUUUUUUCAAGCAAUAUGCAUUCGUUAAAGUCGCAACUCGAGUCAUGUCUUUGCUUAUUGGAUGGCGGUAGCAAUUUAAAUUGGCUAAAUGUUUUCUGUGCCGAAUUUUUGGAAUUUGUGAAUAAGCUGCAAAAGAGUAUAAAUAAUCAAUUAGAAUAUGAUGCUCUCGAAAUUAUUUGUUUAUGCUUAACACAAAUUAUGAUAUGUGUUCGGCACUUGGAAUACACCAUUCAAACUGAGACCGCCAGCGGAUCAAGGAUAAUGGCUAGCCAUCAUCAUUUUGUGGAUCGCAUAAGGGUUUGUCUACAACGCCUCUGCGUUGCCUUGACGCCCUCAGCAGCAGCAGGAACACAAAAUAAUGCCACCGAGGGCAUUUCCUAUUUGAAGCUACUCGAUUCUUUGCUGGAUUCCUUAGCAGAGUUCACCAUAUACAAUGAGAACAGAAGCCUUGAUAGCAACACCAUCGACUCGCCGUUGGAAAUACUCAACCUAAGCAAGCAAAUAAAGCUCCAAAUAGAUUUACUAUUGGGUCAAACACUAUCCUUUGCCAAUGUGGCCCUGCAACAGGAUAAGAAAGCGUUGAGUGCGCUCUGUCAAAAGGUGAUGCGUGAUUGUGGUGCAUUCCAAGGGGAAUGCCAACUGAGUCCUGCAUCAUUGCCUCGAAGCAGCAACAUUUCCAAUCAAAAACUGAGAGCAAUGACUUUGGAGCAUGCCUUGCAUCAACUGGAGGACUAUUUGAAUGAGGCUCUCCUGCGAUUGGUCUUCACUUGCUUGCUCGACUUUCAAAGGAUAUCGGUGGAUAAAAUACGCAAUUUAUUGCGUUGCACACGGACUGAGAAAUCGGUUGCCACAGCGGAUGAUUUUAUAGCCGAUUUUGAUGUGAAUUUGGAUCGUGCCACACAAAUUGGUAUAUUUGCAAUUGCAUUUGCACCCAACUUGAAAAUUAAGACGACCGUUCGCAGCUGUCUAGCCUCGUUUGAGUAUUUGGAUACCAGUUUAAUUCCGUCGCUGCAUGGAAAUGCCUCCGAUUUGCAUUCGGAACUCUUGGAGCAGCACUUCAACGAGGAGAUGUCCACGUUUAAGACAGCAUUGCAUGAGAUUAUGGAUAGUCGUGCUUUUGUCGGCUGCUAUUUGCAUAUGCUAACAACGGGCAUUAUUACCGCCGAGAAACAGUUUGAUAAAAUUCAAUUGGAGCACUUGGCACAAAUGGGUUUCUAUAUUGUAGAACAUUUUCAGUUUUCUGUUAAUCAGAAAGUUCUCUUACAACACGAAAAUUUGCAGAAUUUUGUGCGCAUUCUGCGGGAAUGCAAAGCAAUAUUAAUGUGUGCUUCGCAAGUUCAACCGGAUCGCAUCUUGAAGCGAUUUAAAAUAUUACGCACCAUAUUGCGUAAAUUUCACAACAGCUUGGCUGCAGCUGAAAGUAAACCAGCUGCUAAUGAACCUCAUCCGCAUCGGGAAGAAACAGAUAUUUGUACUGAAGCAUCUUACACUCCAAUCCAAUCCUUAAUGGCAUCUCCAUCGCGCAGUAUUCUCUAUGAGACCCGUAAGAAUCGCAGCAGGACAGCUGAAAUAAAUCAGCUCACAAAUGCUGAACAAACUUUAAAUAAAUCCCUGAAGCCGAGGGCCUUGAAUUGUUUGCGCCGCAAGCAAAGUCUGCGAACCAACAUGUUUAAACGACAAACUGUUGUGGAGAGUAUUAAAUUGCAGCACACAAUCGGCAGUCAAACGGCAAGCUUGGAAAUCAGUGAAAUACUCGAUCAAUUGACGUGUUUAACGUCAAACUUCUCAGGCAGUCUGUCGGGACGGAAGUAG
This is a messenger RNA of Drosophila grimshawi, 1841 nucleotides long. RefSeq names its product serendipity locus protein alpha. The transcript is spliced from 7 exons. Lineage: Eukaryota; Metazoa; Arthropoda; Insecta; Diptera; Drosophilidae. Gene Ontology annotation, molecular function: beta-catenin binding; actin filament binding. Gene Ontology annotation, cellular component: membrane; catenin complex; cytoplasm. The record is from RefSeq and is a predicted model, not a curated record. The coding region runs from base 45 to 1841 and encodes 598 amino acids. Gene Ontology annotation, biological process: cellularization; cell migration; cell-cell adhesion.